Molecule: messenger RNA, 2585 nt
Organism: Alosa alosa (allis shad)
Lineage: Eukaryota; Metazoa; Chordata; Actinopteri; Clupeiformes; Clupeidae
Gene: katna1
Product: katanin p60 (ATPase containing) subunit A 1
Exons: 11
Coding region: 320-1780 (486 amino acids)
Biological process (GO): microtubule severing
Cellular component (GO): microtubule cytoskeleton
Molecular function (GO): microtubule binding; ATP hydrolysis activity; microtubule severing ATPase activity
Source: RefSeq, a predicted model, not a curated record
CGCCCGCUUUGCCUUCAAACCUCCAGAAGCGGGUGCAGUUCCAGCAAGACGUAGACGCUGGAGGACAAAAGUUCAGUUAUUUUGUAAAUUAGUGAAGGAAACAUUUUAGAUGAAACUGCAUGCGCCCUGAAAGACUUAAACUAGUAGUGUUUUGCGAUACAAUCAAAAGUAAGUUAUUAAAUGAAUGUACUUCCGUUAACAAACUACUGCUCGGGUUUCCACGUUAACGUUAGCAUUCCAUGAUGGUUUUCCCGGUUGCUUCCGCGUAUUGCGUUGUGUAGCUGUGACAAGCAACAGGUCGAAAGGCAGCUAAGUAAAAAUGAGUUUAUUCGAGAUAAGUGAAAACGUUAAGCUUGCACGGGAGUAUGCCUUGUUGGGAAAUUACAGCUCUGCUGCUGUGUGUUAUCAAGGAGUCCUCGAGCAAAUCAAGAAGUACCUUUUCUCUGUUCGGGAUACAGCAUUGCAGCAAAAAUGGCAACAGGUUUGGCAAGAAAUCAACGAAGAAAGCAAACAUGUGCGUGACAUCAUGAAUACUUUAGAGAGCUUUCAACUGGACACUGCCCCCCCGAAGCCCACUAACGCUAAUCAAGAUAAUGAUAUCUGGCCAGUCCAGGUGGAGAGAAGGUCCUCCCCCUGUCCUGUGAGGAGGGCGCCAGCACCGUACAAGGACAACAAGCAGCACAACAAGCGCCUGAGUGCGGGCCCCCGGGCGCAGCACCACCAGCUACCGAGGGGGGCCAAUGGCGACCGGCCCAAGGCAGCCAAAGGGAAGGAGAAGAAGGACAACGCCAAGGUCAAAGACAAAGACGACAAGAACAAAUCGGACGUCUCUGAAACAGAGGUGAAGAAGUUUGACAGGGGAGGUGAAGACAAAGAUCUGGUGGACACUCUGGAAAGAGACAUAAUAUCUCAAAACCCCAAUGUUAAAUGGGAUGAUAUUGCAGACUUGGAGGAAGCUAAGAAGCUUUUAAAAGAAGCUGUUGUCCUGCCCAUGUGGAUGCCUGAAUUUUUCAAAGGAAUCAGGAGGCCAUGGAAGGGAGUGCUGAUGGUUGGGCCUCCAGGGACAGGCAAAACACUGCUGGCCAAAGCAGUGGCCACUGAAUGCAGAACCACCUUUUUCAACGUCUCCUCGUCCACCCUCACCUCCAAGUACAGAGGGGAAUCAGAGAAACUGGUGCGCCUGCUGUUUGAGAUGGCUCGGUUCUAUGCCCCCACCACUAUAUUUAUAGAUGAGAUUGACUCGAUAUGCAGCCGUAGAGGAACGUCGGAAGAGCAUGAAGCCAGCCGGAGGGUGAAGGCCGAACUCCUGGUCCAGAUGGAUGGUGUUGGUGGUACUAUGGAAUAUGACCCUUCCAAAAUGGUGAUGGUGCUGGCUGCAACUAACUUCCCGUGGGACAUUGAUGAAGCUCUUCGUCGCCGCUUGGAGAAGAGGAUCUACAUCCCUUUGCCCUCAGCCAAGGGAAGAGUAGACCUGCUAAAGAUCAAUCUGAAGGAGCUGGAGCUUGCUAAUGACGUGGACAUGAGUAAGAUCGCCGAGCAGAUGGAGGGCUACUCCGGAGCAGAUAUCACUAAUGUGUGCAGGGAUGCGUCACUGAUGGCCAUGAGGCGCCGGAUCGAGGGCCUGACGCCCGAGGAGAUCAGGAACAUCUCCCGCGACGAGAUGCACAUGCCCACUACCAUGGAGGACUUCGAGGCGGCGCUCAGGAAGGUCUCCAAGUCUGUUUCGGUGUCCGACCUGGAGAAGUACGAGAAGUGGAUUGCAGAGUUCGGGUCCUGCUAGUGGAAUAGAAAGGGAGGCUCCUUUGUUGUGAAAACUGAUCAGCCGCAAGUUAAAGGGGUUAGAGUGAACAUGUCUCUAAGGGUUAUGGGAUUUACUCUACUCCCAACAUACUACGUGAAGUUGAAAAUACAGACUGGCAAGUCCCGUUCCAUUGACACUAAAGGUGAUGCUAUUUCUUUCAUGGACUCAUGGGCACUCAUUGCCAGCAUUGAAGAGUCUGUAUUCUGAUUUUGCUCUCCAGUAGUUUUUCAAUUAUUGUUUUUGGCCAGAUGUUUUGUGCAGCUGAUCACCGAGUGAAAACACUAUUCGCAGCACUGCCAUGUCAAUGUUGAAUACGUGGACACAUUGCACUUCGACCCAAUCAUGUGAUAAGCUAUAUGAAGUGAUGUUGAGACUUGAGGGACGAUAAGACAAAAAUGUCCUUACCUUGACCAAUGAGACCUCUUCUUUGGACAAUUGGGAGCUAUGCACAUUCCAUUAUUAUUCAUUGGUUGAUUUUGUCCGACACUGACCACAGAGCUAAGAGUCGUUAUCUCUAACGUAGGAGCUCUUAACCAGCAAGGAUGUUCUGCCAAAGCACUUGACAGCCAGCGGUCCACGACCUUUGGUUUUUAUGCAGUGAUAUCGGGCUCAGUCAGUGCUUCAACUGCCUGAUGAUGGGUCUUCACUGUUGUGUGCACUAGAUAUUUUAAGCACCAUUUGUCUUAUAUCAUAUAACGGAGCAUUAUUGUGAAGAUGUGGACAAUCGUGGUAAACUAAGUAAAACUGAAUUUGAAUAAAUUUAAACUUUGUAGAAGGAAACACA